AUGGAAGAGAGAAAUGAAUCACUCCGCAGCUUCGGUCAAUACCUGGCUGGGCCAUCAUCCCAUUUGGCUCAAAAACCUGAGUUUCUCUCGUACUUUGCAAUGCCCUAUGUUCCAAAUCUGAAGCAGCACCCCACUUACCAAAAAUUAUUCGGAGUUAAAUGGCGCCAGGGACUAGAAUUACGCCUCAUCCGAUUUAUUGACUUCAAGAUACCGAUAGGGGAAAGAAAACCGACAUUAACAAGACUAUGCCAGUCUUCUGUUGACCCUAAUACAACGGGCGAUACAGCGUUAUUCAAUCAGGUAUAA
Molecule: messenger RNA, 306 nt
Organism: Protopolystoma xenopodis
Lineage: Eukaryota; Metazoa; Platyhelminthes; Monogenea; Polystomatidea; Polystomatidae
Source: the annotation of a GenBank genome assembly